Messenger RNA from Prorocentrum cordatum, 1074 nucleotides. The record is from the annotation of a GenBank genome assembly. Lineage: Eukaryota; Dinophyceae; Prorocentrales; Prorocentraceae.
AUGCGCCAGCAGGCCGAGACGCUCCAGUACGAGAUCGACGCGUGGGAGCGCAAGGCGGAGCUUUGCAAUGCCUCUGGCGAGAAGGGGCUGUGGAUUGCACUGGCGGCAGGGCUGGCGUGGUCGCAGUCCAAGGCGGGAAGCUUCUUCAAGGGCAUCGCCGAGGAGGGGAGCGUCCCCGCGCCGUCCUGGAACGGCAGCUCAGAGGAGGCCAAGAAGGAGUAUCUCAAGGAUGUGCGCCAGAAGAUCGCCUUGUACGAGAAUCAGCAUCAGUUGCUCUGGGCACAGAAGAUGGACACGUCAGAGUGCGCUCAUCAUCUCAGCGUUCUACGACGGUGCUUGAUCGCCCACUUGCCUUUCGAGGUCCAAAUGACCAUGGUGGAAAGCAGUCUGACGCGCAUGACAGCACGCGGAGAGUCGGCCCGCAAGCAGUGGGAGGAACAGCAGAUGGAGGCCGACUCUUUGGAGGUGAACUUCGAGAGGGUGAUGGACCAGGUAAAGGCGCUCAAGGUCACGAAGGUUCAGCUCACGGAGGCGCUAGAGGACGAGCGCGAGUCCACAGAGGCUUGCACGGAGGAGGAGCUAGCGGGGGCUUCGGUGGCACAGCCACCCCCCGCAGCGGGCUCGGCCACAGCGGCCGCGGCCCCGAGGGCAGCGAUGGCGGCAGCCCAGCCGAGCGUGCCAGCGCCCCCUCCUCCGCCAGCACCAACGACGGCCAAAGCAAGUGCCGCAUCACCAAGGUCGCCGACAGUGUCCCAGAUGCAAGGGGAGGUCGAGAAGCAGCUGCCGCCAGCGAAGGAGGAGAUCGCGACGCUGUCCGAGCGCAUGCGCAAAAUCAUGAUGGAGGUCAUGGCCAACCGCGCUGCGCCGACGGGGGCUCCUGCCUCUCCAGAGUCGGUGCGUUCAUCUCCGAAGGUCAAGCCGAAAGAGGAGCCCGCGGCCGAGGUCGCCGUCCUUCGGCCGUCCGAGAUCGAGGAGCGCAGAGAGGUUCAACAGCCGCCGUUCAGCAUCGGAGGCAGCCAGACCACGCAGCCCCAGUACCAUCAGCUGUUCAACCUCGUGGUGUUCUUCGCCUGA